This is a messenger RNA of Racocetra persica, 322 nucleotides long. The record is from the annotation of a GenBank genome assembly. Lineage: Eukaryota; Fungi; Glomeromycota; Glomeromycetes; Diversisporales; Gigasporaceae.
GACGGUCAUGCGCUUAAGCAGCUAAAUUGUUGGAUGUUAUUUAAAAAGGAUUUUCACAAAGAAAUGACUAAGAAUAAUAAGAAUAAUAACCUUUAUCAGCAAAUAUGCGAUGAAUUUAACAUCCCAGGCAAGGAACGUGUUCACAUGGUUGGAGAUCUAGCGCGAAAGUAUUGGAAUGAAAUGGAGGUAAUCCGAGUUCAAUUUAAAUACCUUGCCGAUAAGGUAAAAGAUGAAAUGAAACAAUAUCCAAUUCGUGGUACCCCUAAAAGAAAACCAAUUAGACGUGACCCUGACAAAGUUUUUGUGCCUUACGAAGAGGAAG